AUCUAUAGUUACUGUUCGAUCACAUUGUGGAUCGGCCGUCACUACCUUGCAAAUAAUCGAAAAGACAAACGGAAAGUAUCGGCUAGGAUAUGCUUCUGGGAUUUUGAACGUUACUUACGGAUGCAAUGACUUGAACUUAGUGGAAGCGGCUGAGUUUCCUGAGUUAUUUGAUAUGCCUCAGCGACAAGUAACAUUGAGAGAGGCGGCAAGAGAUCCAAAUCUUAUCGAAUCUGUAGUCGCCACAACUCUGAAACGUCAGCGAGACGAGGAACCCAUUGCCAUGUCCUCUUUGAAGAUUACAAGAAAAUUUGGCCUUGCAGAUGCCCUGAGGGAUGUCGGAGAACUGUUUAAUGCUCUUCGUCUAAUUGGUAGAAACCCAGGACUGUUUCGAUGGGAUGAAGACCGUACAGAAAAUCAACAAGCUGAUGAUUAUACUGAGUAUAUCCGAAACAAAUUUCUUGGAUCCCGAUAUCUUUGCGGCAACGUUGUGGAGAACGUUCAUAUGGACAAGAAUUACUUAAAUACUUCACAUCUUAAUGGAGGAUGCGAUGUAUCCGUUUACAAAGAAACAAAGGCGCCGUUCCAUAAACAAGGGAUUAAAAUCGUGAUUGAAAAAAUUCAAGGUUCAAGUGACGUCAACCAAGCAACAGCAGAAUUAAUUGCUGCAAACACUAUUUCAGCUGAAAAACCAAUUGUGAUAUUGACAGAUUUUGAAAAGUUUGGUUUCUUCUGGGUUGCCUACCAUAAUCAAUCUGAACUUGCGGUGUUUACAGCUUGGUUUGAUGAUACACAUGUGGCAGCAACAUUUGCACGCAUGGUUUUGAAUCCCGACUUGAUCCAGGGAGAAAUUGCAGACCAAUUCCCUACUUAUGAACGACGAGUUGUUCCACAUGAACUGACUGUGAUCAAUGAAGAUAACGAUAGUGAAGAUGUAGGUAAUCUCGAUGACUUUGUUGAUGAGAUGACUCCUUUAGAACGCGAAGCACAUGAGAUCAACAAAAAGCUUCAAUUGCUUCAUCAUCAUGUUCCUCCUGCUAUUUCUAAAUUAUUAGCACAUAGAGUAGUUGUGCGUAAUGGAGUUGUAGAAAAUUUAUAUUGA
Molecule: messenger RNA, 1099 nt
Organism: Paraglomus occultum
Lineage: Eukaryota; Fungi; Glomeromycota; Glomeromycetes; Paraglomerales; Paraglomeraceae
Source: the annotation of a GenBank genome assembly